Messenger RNA from Ficedula albicollis (Collared flycatcher), 1423 nucleotides. RefSeq names its product abhydrolase domain containing 12B (gene ABHD12B). The record is from RefSeq and is a predicted model, not a curated record. The transcript is spliced from 13 exons. The coding region runs from base 49 to 1137 and encodes 362 amino acids. Gene Ontology annotation, biological process: monoacylglycerol catabolic process; phosphatidylserine catabolic process. Gene Ontology annotation, cellular component: endoplasmic reticulum membrane. Lineage: Eukaryota; Metazoa; Chordata; Aves; Passeriformes; Muscicapidae. Gene Ontology annotation, molecular function: monoacylglycerol lipase activity; phosphatidylcholine lysophospholipase A1 activity.
GUCCCCGUGACGUGGGCGUGGCCUGUCGGCGCUGUCGGGCGCGCAGCGAUGCGGCGUCGCGGCGGAGACGGCGACAGUGGCGACAGCGGCGACAGAGGCGGCGACAUUGGCCCCGGGCAGGGCAAGUCCGGCGCGGCUCUGCAGGGACGGGUCCGGCGCUCCUGGCUCCCAGGGCUGCGUGCCCUGCUCCUGGCCCCGCUCCUCACUUAUGCCUCCGUGCCCUUCCUCGUCCGCCUCUUCCCCAGCGUGCUCACCAAAUUUGUCUACCUGAACUUCCUGGCCUUCCCUUUCUUCGUGGACUUUCGGCGGCCGGAGCUGCUGGUGAACAACACCAUCAGCCUGUACCUCACCACCGAGCCGGGCGUCACAGUUGGCAUCUGGCACACGGUGCCGGGCAGCAGAGGGGCCGAGGCGCAGGGGAAGGACCAGCGCUGGUUCGAGGAGGCUCUUGGGGAUGCUCACCCUGUGAUCAUCUACCUGCACGGCAAUGGGGGCACCAGGGCUGCGAGUCACCGUGUCCAGUUCUUGAAGACGAUGGGGGCUGCUGACUUCCACAUCCUGGCUCUCGACUACAGAGGCUAUGGGGACUCCACUGGACACCCCUCAGAGAGUGGCUUCACCACAGAUGUCCUGGCACUCUAUGACUGGGUGAAAGCACGGAGUGAGAACAGCAGCAUCAUCUUCUGGGGACAUUCUUUGGGGACAGGGAUUGCCACCAAUGCAGCGAGGAAACUGCAGGAGGAGCGAGGGGUCCAGGUUGAUGCUGUGGUCCUGGAGUCUCCCUACACCAGCAUCCGAGACGCAGCUGCCAACAUCCCCAUCACCAAGAUCUACCGGCAGUUCCCAGGUUUUGAGUCCCUCAUCCUGGACUCCAUGGCUCGGGCAGGAAUGUUCUUCCGCAACGAUGAGAAUGUGAAGGUGCUGGGCUGCCCCCUCCUCAUCCUGCACGCAGAAGAUGAUGGAGUCCUGCCUCCAAAGCUGGGACGCAAGCUCUAUGAGACAGCACACAAAGCCUACAGGGACAAAUCCAAGGUGAAGUUCAUUACUUUUCCUGAAAAGCUGGGCUUGGGCCACGACUACAUCUCCUUCAACCCAGAGCUGCCUGCCCUGGUGAAAGACUUCUUAAACAAGAAGUGAUGCCAGUUGCUGCCUGCACUGAUCCCAUGCUCCCUCAAAUCCACUCCAGGACUCCCCCCAUGGCACUGAACUUACUGCUGUAAGUAAUAAAAUCUACUGAGAAACUUUUUAGUCACCCUCUGCCUCCAGGAUGCUGCAGGGAUGGAGACGCUGCUGUGGUCCGGGCCAUGAGUGGGAGCAUCCCACAGGACACUGGUGGGGGUACAUGGCCCCUAUCCUGCUUCAGCAGCACCUCUGAGGCCCCAGACAGCUGUGCCCAGCUGCAUCCAGCUGUGCUGCCCACCCC